AUGGCACUGGCAACUGCAGCCAAGAAAUGGAUGGACGACAGAGCGGAACGCAAGAAGGCCGAGGACACAGACUGCCAGGUCGCAACUAUCCAACACAAGCUACUCGCCACAGGCUGUAAUCUUCAUGAUAUCGAUGCUAUCAGUGGCCACCACCUAGUCAAAACAUGCGCCCCAUUGAAAGAAUUUGAUUGGGCUUACCACGUUCUCCCACAGCUCAAAGUCAUAAUCGACGAAGACAGGCGCGCCCGCAUGUUUGAAGGUCAUUUAUUGGACCACGUUAUGACCUACCGUGUGACCCUUGUCAAAUCUUUCUUCUACAACUUACUAUCCUCCGUCGCAUCCAAAAGGCGGGAUCUUCCUGACCCUCAAACCGUUUGCCUCCUACCCAUAUGCGCCGACCUUAUCAUCCUACCUGAUAACAUACCGGUAACUGAACAAACUUUGAUCAUCAAUCGGGCUGCCAUCGUUCGGGACCUCAGAGCUUGGGUACAGGAAGAGCGUCGAUGA
Molecule: messenger RNA, 507 nt
Organism: Marasmius oreades (fairy-ring Marasmius)
Lineage: Eukaryota; Fungi; Basidiomycota; Agaricomycetes; Agaricales; Marasmiaceae
Exons: 4
Coding region: 1-507 (168 amino acids)
Source: RefSeq, a predicted model, not a curated record